AUGAUCAAGACUCAAGGAGGGGAGACUAACCCACCGUCCCCCAAGACCUUCCUCCUCGGAAAGAUCAACGAUCAACCUCAACAACCAGGGACUGGGCAGAUCCUAACUAUCGACCUGGCCAACAAUUCUAUAAACCGAUCUAUCAUCCCCGACCUCCCUGAUCCUCCUUUACCCCGCGAAUCCACGAGUUCCAGCUCCCCCCAUCCCGAUCCCGACGACACCCCAUCCGCCCAUCUCGUCUCCGCAGUCUCCCAACCACCUCCGCCCGACACGACAUCCCGAACACGGAACCUUCGACGUCGUCGUCUACAAUCGAGUAGUCCUGAUAUCCCGCCUGCUGAACACGUAGGACUGGGAACAGCAACUUCGUCAUACACAGGAGAAGCAAGGGCUGCGGAAACCACGGCCCAGCAGGAACAGACCCAUCAAUCCGGCCAAGCCGACGGCCAUCCUCCUUCUCGCAAGCGCAGGCGCCUGCUCACCAUGCGUGCUGAUGGGUUAUCGAGCACAAAUGGCUUUUCACAGGUGUCCAAAGGGUCAACCUCUAGAAAAGCCAACGGCCAGGCCGCGUCUUCAAAUGGAGACUCUCAGUCUCAGUUGAAUGGCGGUGGGAAACCCCUCCCUAACCAAUCAUACUAUGGUCAUAAUCGUGAGGAAGUAACUCGGAUAUUGAUUCAGAGUUUGUACGAGUUGGGCUACGAUGGGUCGGCAUCUAUGUUGAGUCAAGAGAGCGGCUAUCAGCUGGAGACAUCGGGGGUUGCAACGUUUCGAAGUGCGGUAUUAGGAGGACGUUGGUCGGAGGCUGAAAAGAUUCUGAUUCAAUCAUUCCGGAAUGGGGUACAGGGUGGUCCAAAGCCUGUCUCCGAGGAGACACUUGUAUUGGCCGAGGACGCAAAUAAGAGCGAGAUGCUGUUCUAUUUGCGGCAACAAAAGUUCUUGGAGCUUCUUGAGGCACGCGAUCUAGGUGCAGCCCUUGGUGUGCUGCGGCAAGAACUGACACCGUUAAACUACGAUGUCGAUCGUCUGCAUGCUCUUUCCAGUCUACUCAUGUCCCCAACGGAAUUGUUACAUGACCAAGCAGGCUGGGAAGGUUCCACCAAAGUAUCUCGAGAACUUCUCCUAGGGAACUUAUCUAAAUCUAUCUCCCCAUCGGUUAUGAUCCCUCAGCACCGACUAGCUAUCUUGCUAGACCAUGUGAAGCAAAGCCAGAUCAACAACUGCUUAUAUCACAACACCGCUCAACCGCCAUCGCUCUAUUCGGACCAUCUCUGUGACCGAAAUGACUUCCCGCUAGACGUAGGCGUUGACCUUACCCAGCAUACAGAUGAGGUCUGGUACUGCGGUUUCUCUCACGAUGGCACCAAGUUAGUCACUGCAGGCAGUGACAAAAUGGUACUCAUCUACGAUACGACUGAUUUCUCGGUGAUCCAUAGAUUGCAUGAUCAUGGUAACGGAGUUGCAUUUGCGAGUUGGAGUCCCGACGAUACGAAGCUCAUCACAUGUUCCCAAGACAAGAAAGCCCGACUCUGGGAUGUCGAGACUGGGCGCUGCCUCAUUACCGUUGACCACCAUUCUGAACCUGUCACAUCUGCAGGCUGGGCUCCAGAUGGAGAAUCUUUUGUUACAUCCUCCUUUGACCCUACCUCUCAACUUUGCCACUGGAGUCUACGUGGCUCAUCUUUGCAUAUGUGGAAAGGUGGUUUCCGUGUACAAGAUUGUGCGAUCACUCCUGAUGGACGGAGACUGGUUGCAGCGGACACAGAUUCGAAAAUUCAUGUGUUUGAUUUCCAAACAUAUGAAGAAGAUUACUGUUUAUCGGUGUCUAGCAAACCAACUUCCAUCGCUAUCAGUCAGGACUCGAAACAUAUGCUUGUGAAUCUCAAAGAGGGCGAAAUCCAUCUAAUCGAUCUCGAGACCACUGCUGUGAUCAGGCGUUUCAAGGGCCACAAGCAAGGCGAAUAUGUUAUCCGCAGCACGUUUGGUGGAGCAGGCGAGAACUUCGUUGUUAGCGGCAGCGAUGAUUCCUGUGUCUACAUCUGGCAUAAGGAUAAUGGAUCUCUCGUCGAGACUCUUCACGGUCACGACAAGGGAUGUGUGAAUUCAAUAUCGUGGAAUCCAGCUGACCCCACAAUGUUUGCGUCGGCAGGUGAUGACCGCGCAUUGGUCUCGAGAUCGCAGUCGUCUUCGUACAACAAGUGGACCUAUCCAGAGCAGAGAUAUCUCCAAAAACGGCUUCCCACGCACAAGCGCACUAAGAACAACAUCCGCGUUUUAGCUCAAGCUCAAAUAACCACAAAUUGA
Messenger RNA from Penicillium angulare, 2301 nucleotides. Its product is annotated as WD40 repeat domain-containing protein. The transcript is spliced from 7 exons. Gene Ontology annotation, cellular component: GID complex. Gene Ontology annotation, molecular function: protein binding. The record is from RefSeq and is a predicted model, not a curated record. NCBI's taxonomy places the organism in Eukaryota, Fungi, Ascomycota, Eurotiomycetes, Eurotiales, Aspergillaceae. Gene Ontology annotation, biological process: proteasome-mediated ubiquitin-dependent protein catabolic process. Bases 1 to 2301 code for a protein of 766 amino acids.